UUUUUUUUGGGGUGGAGGUGAAGGUUUUCGAUACGAGGAAAUGAUUUGUUUACUAGCUGUAGCUGGACAUUGCCUCGUUUAAAUUUUUGUUCAUUUUGGAAAAUGCAUGUUUAUAAUAUUUUAAUGUGAUUCUAGAGUCUCUUUUAUCAUUUUCUGCCUUGUUUCUGGUGAAUGUGGAUUUGGGUUUUGAGAUUUCAGCUCAUAAUGUUGGAUGUCUAGACAUGGGUAGGGAAUUAUUAGGAAUUUUUUUUGUGUAAAUUCAUUUUGAUGAGUUCUUCUUUAACUAUUUGUUUGUUUCUUAAUUAUUCACAAGAUUAUAAAAUCUGGGAAUGGAAUGCAAAUUGGCGAAUUUGUAUUUCCAACUUCAAUGCAUGAAGUUUAAUUCCCUACGCUUUUAAUGCAUCAUUUUUAAUCCUCGAUGUCUGUUUUGAAAUUAUAUAAGGCUUCAUUUCUAUAUAUGAGGAAUUGACAUGAAGGAGUUUUUGAAUUUGCAGUUAUGUUGUUAUUUUGUGAUUUUUCACGAAAGACAUCUGUUUGUUUCAUUAGGCUUUAGAAAAAGAAAUUCUCCAUAAGCGGCGCCUUGACCUCUGUAUUGAAGGCAGGAUCUGGAAUUGCCCUUUGUGGUGUUUUUUAGCAGAGUAUAAUUGCUUUGGGAUUAAACUUUGAGAGAUGACACGAGGUAGGAUAAGGGCAAGGCUCCGCCGGAGCCAUUUUCACCCAUUUUCUUGCAUGAGACCAAGAACAGAAGAUGGUAAAGGACCACAUCCAAUUGAAGGACCUGGGUAUUCAAGAGUUGUUCAUUGCAACCAACCACGUAUGCACCGGAGAAAGCCUUUAAAGUAUUGCUCAAAUUAUAUAUCCACAACAAAGUAUAACAUCGUCACCUUCCUGCCUAAGGCACUCUUUGAGCAGUUCCGGCGUGUUGCUAAUAUCUACUUCCUUUUGGCUGCUAUUCUUUCACUUACACCUGUUGCUCCAUUCUCUGCUGUGAGCAUGAUUUUUCCUUUGGCUUUUGUUGUUGGUAUUAGUAUGGCAAAGGAAGCUUUAGAAGAUUGGCGUAGGUUUAUUCAGGAUAUGAAGGUUAAUACCAGGAAAGCUAGUGUCCAUGUAGCUGAUGGAUUUGGUUACAAGACGUGGGAGAAGAUUCAGGUUGGUGAUGUGGUGAGGGUGGAAAAGGAUCAGUUUUUCCCAGCUGAUUUACUUUUAUUGUCCAGUAGUUAUGAAGAUGGGAUUUGCUAUGUGGAGACUAUGAAUUUGGAUGGUGAGACAAACUUGAAGCCAAAAAGAGCUUUGGAGGUAACAUUGCCUCUGGAUGAAGAUGAGGCGUUCAAGAAUUUUACAGGAACGAUAAAAUGUGAGGACCCAAAUCCCAGUCUUUACACCUUUAUUGGUAAUCUUGAGUAUAAUCAUCAGGUUUAUCCUCUUGAUCCUAGUCAGAUUCUCCUUAGAGAUUCAAAGCUUAGGAAUACAACUUUUGUUUAUGGGGUUGUGAUAUUCACUGGUUUUGACAGCAAAGUUAUGCAGAACUCAACAAAGUCCCCCUCAAAGAGGAGCAGAAUAGAAAGAAAAAUGGACAAAAUUAUAUACAUCCUUUUCAGCCUCCUUUUAGUGAUCUCGUUGAUAAGCUCAAUUGGUUUUGCAGUGAAGAUAAAAUUCCAAAUGCCAGACUGGUGGUACAUGCAACCAUCAAAACCUGAAAAUCUGUAUGAUCCUAAUAGCCCUGUCAAGUCAGGUCUAGCCCAUCUGAUCACUGCUCUCAUCCUUUAUGGGUAUUUAAUACCCAUCUCUCUUUAUGUUUCAAUUGAGGUUGUGAAAGUUUGUCAAGCAAAAUUCAUUGACGAGGACCUGAAGAUGUAUGAUGAAGAAACUGGCAAUACUGCUGAAGCACGAACAUCAAACUUAAAUGAGGAAUUGGGCCAAGUGGACACAAUCCUCUCUGAUAAAACUGGCACCUUGACCUGUAAUCAGAUGGAUUUUUUGAAGUGUUCCAUUGCUGGUACUGCAUAUGGUGUGCGUUCUAGUGAAGUUGAACUUGCUGCAGCGAAACAGAUGGCCAUGGACCUUGAGGAGCAGGAUGUAGAAAUAUCUAAUGGCUCCAGCCUUAAGAACCAUGCUCGUAAUUCAUGGGAGAAUAGCAGUGGAGCACCAGAAAUUGAACUCGAGACUGUCAUUACUUCUGCAGAUGAAAAGGAUCAGAAAACAGCGAUAAAGGGGUUUAGUUUUGAGGACAACCGUCUCAUGGAUGGAAAUUGGUUGAAGGAGCCCAAUACAGAAGUCAUUUUAUUAUUCUUCCGGAUAUUAGCAGUUUGUCAGAGUGCUGUUCCUGAGCUGAAUGAAGAUACUGGCAUUUUCACAUAUGAAGCAGAGUCUCCGGAUGAAGGGGCCUUUCUUGUUGCAGCAAGAGAAUUUGGUUUUGAAUUUUGUAAAAGAACUCAAUCAAGCGUGAUUAUCCGUGAAAAGUUUGCUCGCCCAGGACAACUGGUCGAAAGGGAGUUCAAAAUUCUCAGUUUGUUGGAAUUUACUAGCAAAAGGAAGCGAAUGUCUGUCAUUGUGAGGGAUGAGGAUGGACAGAUUCUGCUCCUGUGCAAAGGUGCUGACAGCAUCAUUUUUGACCGCCUAUCAAAGAAAGGAAGAAUGUACGAGGAAACUACUGCUAAGCACUUGAAUGAGUAUGGAGAAGCUGGGUUGCGCACAUUGGCGCUUGCUUACAAGAAGCUUGAUGAGUCCGAGUAUAAUACAUGGAACAAUGAGUUUAUGAAAGCCAAAACUUCUGUUGUUGCUGAUCGAGAUGGAAUGCUUGAGCGAGUAGCAGAUAUGAUGGAAAGGGAAUUGAUUCUUGUGGGUGCUACUGCUGUUGAGGACAAAUUACAAAAAGGGGUGCCCCAGUGCAUAGAUAAACUCGCUCAAGCUGGCCUCAAGAUAUGGGUUUUGACAGGGGAUAAGAUGGAAACUGCGAUCAAUAUAGGAUAUGCAUGUAGUUUACUUCGACAGGGAAUGAAACAAAUUUGCAUCACAGUGACAAACUCAGAUGCAACAUCCCAAGAUUCCAAACAGGCUGUGAAAGAUAAUAUUUUGCAUCAAAUCACCAAUGCCUCUCACAUGAUUAAACUAGAAAAGGAUCCACUUGCUGCAUUUGCAUUAAUAAUUGAUGGGAAAACUUUGACUUUUGCUCUGGAGGAUGAUAUGAAGCACCAGUUCUUGGCAUUGGCCGUUGAAUGUGCAUCUGUCAUAUGCUGUCGUGUCUCUCCCAAGCAGAAGGCGCUGGUAACAAGAUUAGUGAAAGAAGGAACUGGAAGAACCACCUUAGCUAUAGGUGAUGGUGCAAAUGAUGUCGGAAUGAUUCAAGAAGCUGACAUUGGUGUUGGCAUCAGUGGGGUGGAAGGUAUGCAGGCUGUGAUGGCCAGUGAUUUCUCAAUUUCCCAGUUUCAGUUCUUGGAAAGACUUCUAGUAGUGCAUGGACACUGGUGCUACAAGAGAAUUGCUCAGAUGAUUUGCUAUUUCUUCUACAAAAAUAUAGCAUUUGGUCUCACCCUGUUCUACUUUGAGGCAUUUGCAGCCUUUUCUGGGCAAUCAGUUUACGAUGACUGGUACAUGCUAUUGUUUAAUGUCGUUCUUACCUCCUUACCUGUUAUUUCACUUGGAGUUUUUGAACAAGAUGUUUCUUCAGAGGUCUGCUUACAGUUCCCGGCACUUUAUCAGCAAGGACCCAAAAAUCUGUUCUUUGACUGGUAUAGGAUACUGGGAUGGAUGGGCAACGGUCUCUAUUCCUCUCUUGUUAUUUUCUUCCUCAAUCUUGUCAUCCUGUUUGACCAACCAUUCCGAGCCGAAGGUCAAACUGCUGAUAUGUCAGCGGUGGGCACCACUAUAUUCUCUUGCAUCGUCUGUGCUGUGAACUGCCAGAUCGCACUUACAAUGAGCCACUUCACAUGGAUUCAACACGUUUUUGUCUGGGGCAGCAUUGCCUCUUGGUUCUUGUUUCUCCUACUUUACGGGAUGGUAUCUCCUAUUUAUUCUGGGAAUGCCUACCAAAUUUUAGUUGAAGCUCUUGGUCCAGCACCCAUAUAUUGGUGUUCCAUCAUCUUGGUAACAGUUGCAUGCAAUUUGCCUUACAUGACUCACAUUUCGUUCCAAAGAUGUAUCCAUCCAAUGGAUCACCAUAUCAUCCAAGAAAUCAAGUACUAUAGGAAGGAUGUUGAAGAUCAAACCAUGUGGAGAAGAGAGCGGUCGAAGGCGAGACAAGAAACCAAGAUUGGUUUCUCAGUGAGGGUGGAUGCAAAGAUAAGGCAAUUAAAAGGGAAGUUGCACAAGAAGCAUUCAACUUUAGUAACGCAAAGUUAUGCAUCUUCCCCAUCAUAACCUUUUCCAAUCUUUUUUUUUUCAUUCCUUUUCUUUUUCUUAUUUUUGAAAAGCUUUUAGGGUUUUUAGGCGUUUGCAGUUUCAAUCAUUGCCCUUGUAACGAUUCAUUUUGCAGUGAUUUUUUAUGUGGUCAAGUCCCAUUCACUCCAUUAUACAGAAGCCCGUUUACUAUGUACACUACCUAUAUAACCUUCCAGAAGUUUAACAGCUUGUUAAAAUAGUUGAUAUGUAUAACAUUGAUGUUCUUCUUUUCUCCC
Hevea brasiliensis (rubber tree) is the source of this 4613-nucleotide messenger RNA. RefSeq names its product probable phospholipid-transporting ATPase 4. Gene Ontology annotation, molecular function: magnesium ion binding; ATP binding; ATP hydrolysis activity. Gene Ontology annotation, cellular component: plasma membrane. Gene Ontology annotation, biological process: phospholipid translocation. The record is from RefSeq and is a predicted model, not a curated record. The transcript is spliced from 10 exons. The coding region runs from base 670 to 4356 and encodes 1228 amino acids. Lineage: Eukaryota; Viridiplantae; Streptophyta; Magnoliopsida; Malpighiales; Euphorbiaceae.